This is a messenger RNA of Oxyura jamaicensis (ruddy duck), 2419 nucleotides long. RefSeq lists its product as uncharacterized. The coding region runs from base 1 to 882 and encodes 293 amino acids. NCBI's taxonomy places the organism in Eukaryota, Metazoa, Chordata, Aves, Anseriformes, Anatidae. The record is from RefSeq and is a predicted model, not a curated record. The transcript is spliced from 6 exons.
AUGACUUGGAAGCGACUCCCCAGCACCUGCAGCUGCCCCGCGUUGGCCGCCUCCUGCUCCCUCGUGCAGACCCAGCCGCGGCUCUUCCAGGCGUUUCUGAUCAUCCCCGCCCGCCCUCCUCAGGCUCCCGGUGUUGUCAUUCAAAUGCGCUUGUUCCGCUUGAGUUUAGGUGCGGGAGGGUUUAGUUGCCCUCUGAGCCGCGAUGCUCGCAGCGCCCCGGACUUUGUCAGAGAUGGCAGAAAGGACGGCAGGAAAACGCAGGGGGCCCACGCUGCGGAGCGUUCAAACGCGGAGGUGCGCGACUGCGGCGCUCGCCCCGCUCCGGAGGUCCCCGGCCACCGCUCGGGACCCGCGGAGCUGCGGCCAGAUGGCAAUGCCCAGCGGCUGCGUGCCCAGCAGCCGGAACCCCCCGGUCCCCGGAGCCGCACGGCUGCCAGCCCCAAAUCCAGCCUGCGGGAGAGGACAGCGAGGGGACCGCUGUGUGCUGGCUGCUGCCGCCUUACCCUGAGCCACCCGCCCGCAACGCCGCAGAGAGCAGGGCCGGGGCCGGCGGCGCAGCAGGGAUUUUCCCCCAGGGGCUGCGGUUAUGCGGUGAGGACCCGCGCCUUUUUUCCUGGCUGUGAAAGCAGGGCUUUGCUGGGGAGGUCAGUGCUGCUGCUGAUCGAACACAGCCAGAGGUUUGCCCAAGAUGGACCUGGAGUUUGGUUGGGCAGGAGCCAUCCCACCGCCCCGGGUGGGAGUGGAGAGAUGAGGAGCCCCAGCAGGCCAGCAGAGCUCCGCCACAUGUCCUUAGGGGAGAUGGACUGCACAACCCCACGAGAUCAGGAGAUGGAGAGGAGCGCCGUGUCCUUCCCUUUGGCCUGCCAGAUGUCCUACGGCUGAUACCAUCCACGCUGCUGCUCUUCCAGUGUGCUGUGGGGUGAGACCCACGGCCAAGAGACCAGGGCUGGGGCUGGAGCAUCAGGACCGCUCCACACCUCCAGCCUCCCAGUUCCCCAUGCCUCUGUAGGGCCCAGCCAAGGAUGUUUCUGCCCUGAGACCAGAGAAAGCUUCAGUGGCAGACACGGGAGGACGGGGCUGCCUGGUGAGUCCGUGCCGGGUUGUACUUGUUGUGAGCUGUGUUCCGAGGAGCCCCCGGGAAGGUUUUGAUCUCCUGCUCUGCUCCUGUGGAUGAGUGUGAGCAGCGGGGUCAGCAGGGCACUUUUGAGGAGCCCACAAGAAGCUCGUUUGCAGGAGAAGCUCCUUCCUAGCUGUGAUUGUAGAGAGGGCUGCCCUGGCAAACGGGAGGAGAUGGCUGAAAAAGGCUGACAUCCCCUGCUCCUCGGGGCAGCGAGGCUAGAAGAACGGCGGAGGAAAGCAGACAGCUUUCUGCAAGAAAUAUUGUGCAAAAACAGCAAAAUACAUGCGAGGCUCUGCGUGCUGGCCAGGAUGUGCGUGGGUGUGGGGCUGAUUUAUUUGAUACUCCACGAGCAGAGCUCGCCCCGAGCUCCCAAGGCGGGAGGACGAGGCGGAGGCUCUGCUGCCAGCAGCUUUGCUGCAAGCCUGCAGCCGGCGUUUCUCCCCCUGGCGGGUGGCUCCCGAGCUCCCCGGCAGCUCAGGGCACUUUUUUUUUUUGGCCUUUCCAGAAAAUUGCAGCAGCAGUUUGAGUGAGGAUGAACUCCGAGCGUCUCACGGUGUUUAUGUUGGCGGGGUGUGGUUUAUCCACGGCUUGAAACGUUCACUGGAACCUCUCGUAAUUGGAGGUUGAGGGCAAAGGAGCGCUGGUGACUGACCUGCACUAAUUGGAAAAGGGCUGAUUGAGGGCAUGGGGCAACGGGGUGGACCUCCUGGAUCCUGUAGGGCUCGGGAGGCUGCUGCAGGGAUGGGAGGGUUUCACCCUCGGUGUGGUGGGAUCAGUCCUGAUGUGGCCGUACCGCUACUGACGGCCGUGUCCCGCUCCCAGCGGGACCGUGUCCCUGGCCUGGCAGAACAACGUGGUCAGCAGAAAAGAUACUGGCUUGGGAAACCUCCAAAAGCAAUUGCUUAAACGUGCUGUUCUGUAAAGCCAAGCAGCUCAUCCGCUGCUCAGAUACAGGGGAGCACCUUCUGCUGGUGUUAAAAUCUCGGCUCGUUUCCCUUCCCGCUGCUCCUUGCUUUGUCACAGUGCUAGGAUCCCAGUGGCACGGCUCAGAUUUUACUAAAAUUGGUGACUUUAGUGGGAUUGCACCAACAGCUGCGGGGUUUGGAGCAACCUAAGCUCACCAACAUCCCAAAAAAACCUCUCCCUGCCCUUCUACAGCUCCCUGCUGGAGGCAGGACUGUCCCUCUCCUUAGACCUGCAGCUCAGGUCUGCAGAUCCAAAACUUCUAGGUGCAGUGGGUCAUCUUGGAGCGUAAGGACGCAGUUUAUCCCUUCUGACAUGAGCACAUGAAGCAGGGAG